AUGCCCAGCCUGCAGAGCAGGCUGAAAUCCAAGAGAGUUCUGCACCUGAAAGGCGUGCAUUUUUCCUUGGUAAAAGCUGCGGCUGCCCUGAGGUCCAAGGAUGAUUUGGAUGACGCCAUCGACGUGCUGGAGGACGGCCAUUUCGAGGAAGCCGAGCUGCUGGCCGGAGAGGCCUUCCCCGGGCGCGCGGGGCACCGGCGGUUGGGCCCGAAAACGGCAGCCUUUGCUUGA
Molecule: messenger RNA, 231 nt
Organism: Effrenium voratum
Lineage: Eukaryota; Dinophyceae; Suessiales; Symbiodiniaceae
Source: the annotation of a GenBank genome assembly